CUACUGACCAAUCGAAUCACACGUGUGCCUGCAGGUAUGACCACGGUGCUCACCAUGUCCACCAUCAUCACCGGAGUGUCCUCCUCCAUGCCUCAGGUGUCCUAUGUGAAAGCGGUGGACAUCUACCUGUGGACCAGCUUCCUGUUUGUCUUCCUGUCCGUCAUCGAGUACGCGGCGGUGAACUACUGCACCACUCUGGAGGAGAUGAGGAAGAUGAAGAGGGGGAAGAUCCCAUCCACCUUCAACGCCAGCCAGGCGAUGGCCUUCGACGGCUGCUUCCACGACAAUGACAUUGAGCUGACCCCGUUCCCCCGGAUGACGCCCACCCUGACCUCUGACCCUCUCACCGCUCCAACCCAAACCCCAGACAUCCGCCCCACGGGGGGGACUCGCCUCCACCGGCAGCGAUCGGUGCGGCAAAACAUGGACCUGCUGGUCAGCAACAGCUACAUGAUCGACUCGUACUCCCGUCUGGCCUUCCCUCUGUCCUACCUGCUCUUCAACACCAUCUACUGGAGCCUGUACUCCUGACGCCCGAACACUCGCCGCUGACUCCAGGUGUCAGACCGCAGGACUCAUCGCAUCCAGCUCCUGCUUCACUCAUCACACUCAUUGCAAAAGAGAUUCACAUGCAAGGACUCGAGUCCCUCAGUCUGUAGGAACCAUUUUUAAAAAAUAAUCUGUACAUGUGGCUGUUUCUUCUGUGCAUCAUUUUACUAAUUAUAUUCAGAAGCUCUUUUCCUCAUGGUUAUUAGACUUAUGUUGAAUUUCUUAGCUACAGGGAAAAACUAAUGUUUGUGAACAUGUGCUUUUUUUGAAAAUAUAAUUUCCCCUUUAAUGAGUGAUGUGUGGAUGUAUGUGUAUUUCAU
Messenger RNA from Paralichthys olivaceus (Japanese flounder), 869 nucleotides. The record is from RefSeq and is a predicted model, not a curated record. Lineage: Eukaryota; Metazoa; Chordata; Actinopteri; Pleuronectiformes; Paralichthyidae.